UAGAAUGUCUAGAGUGCAAAAAGACAGAUUGCUCAAAUUAGGAUUGAAGGAGAAAAAGCUAAUUCGUUUAUUAUAUCACAAGGAUCUAAGUGAGGAGGAUACGAUAUUUUUAAACACAAUUUACGAAGAAAAGUAAGAACAAUUCCAAAUACAUAUUCAGACAAUACUUGCACUUUACGUAUGCGCUUGCACUGCCCUGCAUGAUAGCUUUAAGCACUAAUUACGCGUUGUUUAGAUAGAACUCCAAAUGGAUGCAGGUGGGUUAUGUGGCAGUAAUUGGACUAUCGACACAUUUGUACUGCAAUUCGAAAGUCAACAAUCGAUUUUAUAAUUUAACCCAGCCUUUUUUCAAGAAAUAUGAAAUAAAUUGAGUUAGCUUAUAAUCUUGUAGUUUAUAAUAA
Messenger RNA from Paramecium octaurelia, 401 nucleotides. Lineage: Eukaryota; Ciliophora; Oligohymenophorea; Peniculida; Parameciidae. The record is from the annotation of a GenBank genome assembly.